This is a messenger RNA of Histoplasma mississippiense, 594 nucleotides long. RefSeq names its product methylene-fatty-acyl-phospholipid synthase. The record is from RefSeq and is a predicted model, not a curated record. Gene Ontology annotation, biological process: phosphatidylcholine biosynthetic process. Lineage: Eukaryota; Fungi; Ascomycota; Eurotiomycetes; Onygenales; Ajellomycetaceae. Bases 1 to 594 code for a protein of 197 amino acids. Gene Ontology annotation, molecular function: S-adenosylmethionine-dependent methyltransferase activity. The transcript has 4 exons.
AUGGCCUCCAUCACGGAUUAUAUCGAUUUCUCCCAAACGAGCCUACAUUGCCCAAUCGCUGACGCUCCUUCAACAACAACAGUGGCUGCAGCCGCCAUUGCAUUCAAUCCCAUAUUCUGGAAAGCUAACCUAAAUACCCACGACAGCAUCGUCGCCCGCCAAGAAUACCGCAACCACUUCCUAACCCGCAUCUUCGGCAGCCCCUACAAUGGCUGCUACGUCCUCGCCGUCGCCAUCUUCUCCCUAGGCAUACUACGCGACCACCUGUACAACAGAGCGCUGGCUGACCAGCCUUUAUACCAGCCUGUCUCGCAGCCGUAUCUAGCCUACGGCCUUUUCACCACGGGGAAUACCCUCGUGCUCUCCAGCAUGUGGGCGCUGGGCCUCACGGGGACGUAUCUGGGCGAUUACUUUGGGAUCCUGAUGGAUGCGCCUGUGACUGGGUUCCCGUUCAAUGUCACGGGUUCCCCGAUGUAUUGGGGCAGCACGUUGAGCUUUUUGGCUGUGGCGCUAUACAAGGGCAAAGUGGCUGGUUUAUUGUUGACCCUGGAGGUGUUUGUGUGCUACUGGCUUGCGCUGAAGUGGGAAGAGUGA